CAUAAUGACCAGCCUGCUUGUAACCAUAAUAAACGCCUCAGAAAGAGCCGCGCAAAUCGCUCGUUCCUGUUGUGAAGGUGAGCCCGACGAAACCAAGCUCUUAGUUACUGAAAAGGGCAGUGACGGCAACUCACGGUUCGACAGUGACUUUAAAACCCUAGCCGAUGUACUCGCUCAAGAAGCGGCUAGACAUGAAAUUAAAAAAAGCUUCCCUGGCCUCUCUGAGCAUGUCCGGGGCGAAGAGCGCGCUGAAAUAGAUGGUGUUACCAUAUCUAUCAAAGAAGACUGUAAUGAGACUAAGAAAAUGCUUAGUGCAGUUGUGCCCGAGGCUGCGGCUGAGCGCAUGGCUAAGGCUGCCCAUGCUGAACCAUGCAGCAGACUUACUGCUACACUACCUGGUGACCUGCCAGACAUAGAUCCAGAUGACUUGGGCAUUUGGAUUGAUCCAAUAGAUGGAACAGCAGAGUUCAUAGCAGGGGUUUCUGGCAAAGCUGAGGAAGGACAUGGGUUGCUGCAUGUGACUGUUCUGAUUGGAGCUUACUCAAGGACCACUGGAGAACCAGUGCUAGGAGUUAUUAAUCAACCAUUUUACAAUAAUGGCAAAGGUCAGGUUCUGUGGGGUUUGUGCUUUGAAGACAAAACUUUCCAUGGCACCAGUGAAGACUUUACUGAACCAGAACAAAAGAAUACUGUUCUAAUGAGUUCUGCAGAGAAACCAGAGAUUAAAGCCAUGUUUGAAAAGAACCACUGGGUAGUGAAGACACCUCCUGGAGCUGGGUUCAAGUUGUUAAGCGUAGCUCUUGGUGAAGCCUCUCUGUACACUAUGUCCCUUGGAACUACCUACCGUUGGGACACCUGCGGCCCACACGCCAUAUUAAAAGCCAAAGGGGGUGACAUAGUGAGCCACACCAGUUCUCUGCCGCUGACAUACAAUGACCCACCUAAUGAAGAUCCUCAAAGCUUUUGUAACUCGGAAGGCAUCACAGCCUUCUGUCAUAGAGAAGUCUUUGAGCUUGCAAACAAUUUUCUUGCUACUGGAAGUUAGAUUUGUUAUGAAAGGGUGUUUCGAUCAUUUUAAAAAUAUAAAUUUCCUCAAAGAUAAUAAUAAUAUUAUUGGGUGAGGUCCUCAUUAAAUCAUGUCUUCUUCAAUUAUUUUAUAAAUUUAAAUGUUGGUGCAUUUGUUGUUUUAGUAUUCUAUAAUAUUAAUAUUUUAUGUAUUAAAUUGUUGAUCUCAUUAGCUUUAAAGUAAGCAUUUACGAUACAAAAUGUAUAUUGUAAAGUAAUAUUACUAGAGAUAUAAGUUAAUGUAGGGUUAUUAUUAUUAAC
Molecule: messenger RNA, 1326 nt
Organism: Plutella xylostella (diamondback moth)
Lineage: Eukaryota; Metazoa; Arthropoda; Insecta; Lepidoptera; Plutellidae
Gene: Ipp
Product: inositol polyphosphate 1-phosphatase
Biological process (GO): phosphatidylinositol phosphate biosynthetic process
Molecular function (GO): inositol-1,4-bisphosphate 1-phosphatase activity
Source: RefSeq, a predicted model, not a curated record